Tetrahymena thermophila SB210 is the source of this 495-nucleotide messenger RNA. RefSeq lists its product as hypothetical. Lineage: Eukaryota; Ciliophora; Oligohymenophorea; Hymenostomatida; Tetrahymenidae. The transcript is spliced from 3 exons. The record is from RefSeq and is a predicted model, not a curated record. Gene Ontology annotation, molecular function: structural constituent of ribosome. Gene Ontology annotation, cellular component: ribosome. Gene Ontology annotation, biological process: translation.
AUGUUUCUUUUAAAAAAAGUAGGUUAAGCCUUAUGUAAAAAUACCAUUAAUGUGGUUAAAUAGCAACCCUUGCAAUAACAAUCAAAGCAAAUGAUUCAAAGCUCAUUUGAUUUUAAUUCUUUGAUAUUUAUGCCUUACUAAACUUUUGCUUUUGCAUAAUUCCCAAAAAUGUUUAAGACAUAAUACAAAAAAGGUAGAUUAAGCUCUAGAUUUAGAACUAAAAGUUCUACUUGGAAGAGAGGCCCUAAAACUGUUUUAAAAGCUCACAAAUAAUCAAAUCAUAGUGCUUUAUUGAAGAGAAUUAGAAUCGUUGGUCCUUCUUGGGAUAGAAAAUUGAAGUUUAAGAGUGCUAAUCAUCGCCAUUAAUUGAGAAAGAAAAGUAGAGCUUGUUUAAAGAGAAAGAGAAGAGCUAGAUAUGCUCACCCUACCGAUUUUAAAAGACUUAGAAGAUUAAUUCCUUCUCUUAAGAAGGCUAGCUUCAAGAAUAACCAUUGA